CUCCUCCGGUCGGUCGGUCAUACUGGUCUCUCGUGUCUCCGGUAUAAACUCUCUCUGACGGCUGAGCAGCGCGGUCUGGUCCCGGGACAACAUGGCGUCAGGUGUGACAGUGAACGAUGAGGUCAUCAGGGUGUUCAACGACAUGAAGGUGAGGAAGUCUUCGACCCAGGACGAGGUGAAGAAGAGGAAGAAGGCCGUGCUGUUCUGCCUCAGCGAGGACAAGAAGAAGAUCAUCGUGGAGGAGGGGAAGCAGAUCCUAGUGGGAGACAUCGGCGAGACGGUGGAAGACCCCUACGCCUGCUUCGUUAAGCUCCUCCCCCCCAACGACUGCCGAUACGGUCUGUACGACGCCACCUACGAGACCAAGGAGUCCAAGAAGGAGGACCUGGUCUUCAUCUUCUGGGCUCCAGACAACGCUCCGCUGAAGAGCAAGAUGAUCUACGCCAGCUCUAAAGAUGCCAUCAAGAAGAAGUUUACAGGUAUCAAACACGAGUGGCAGGUGAACGGGCUGGACGACAUCCAGGACCGCGCCACGCUGGCGGAGAAGCUGGGUGGGAACGUGGUGGUGUCUCUGGAGGGCAAGCCGCUGUGAUGUCACGGCAGCGAGCAGAGCGGAGCCAAGCCAACCGCUGUGCCAUCCGGACUGAAGCCCCGCCCCCACCCGAACACCGCCGCUUCACGCAGCAGCUCGCUCUGUCCGCAUGGUGUCCUGAAGGAGUUAGCUCUUUAGGCCUCUUUGUUUUCUUCUUGUUUUUGUUCGUAUUGCUUUUUUCCAACAUGAAGGAGAUCUCAUUAACAUAAUGAUAUGCAAGCCCCUCCCAGUUUGUUGCCACAUGACUUCUGUCAGCUGGCAGACACAGAAAUGACUCACUACCAAACCCCAGGACGGUCGUCUCUCGCUCUCAGAGUUUUGCCAAAAAGUCCAUGUGAAGGAAGCAGCCACAUGUGUCGGAGGCGAGCGCCGCGCCGCAAAGCUCCGCCUCCUGCAGCACACGGGUCAUGACGCUUUUGACAUAUGACUUUAUUUAUUAUUGUAAAGUGUUGUUUCCUCUCCAGUAUGUUCACACUCGUUACUAUGCAUUCAGGAGAAGAGGAGGGGGAUUAGAACCCAGCACUUUCUGUUGACACACUACAGCUUCUCGUCACCGUGGUAACGCCUGUUUACCUCGUCACCGUUGGACCCGCCCUCAUUCUAGCUGUUUGGUCGUCGCCUUACUUUCAGUUUGAAUGUAAACGUCACACCAGUGAGUUAGAGUGCACUUUUAUUUUGUAAAGAAACACUACAGGAAGCAGAUUUGACCCCAGCAGUGAGAGACAACAACAACACGACGACAUCUGGAGCCUUAAAGUGGAACGUUGUUUCUGAGAUCACAUGAAGCCACUUUGCAAUAAAAGCCUGUGGCAGA
Molecule: messenger RNA, 1406 nt
Organism: Anoplopoma fimbria (sablefish)
Lineage: Eukaryota; Metazoa; Chordata; Actinopteri; Perciformes; Anoplopomatidae
Gene: cfl2
Product: cofilin 2 (muscle)
Exons: 4
Coding region: 92-592 (166 amino acids)
Biological process (GO): actin filament fragmentation; actin filament severing; cell motility
Cellular component (GO): cytoplasm; actin cytoskeleton; actin cortical patch
Molecular function (GO): actin filament binding
Source: RefSeq, a predicted model, not a curated record